CGUAAUUUUCCAGUCCUAGAAAUCAGAAAGCUAAAAACCUUUCAUUUUUCAUCGCUCGCCUACCGUUUUUCUUCUGCAUUAGAGAAAACGAAUUUCUCCCGUCAAUGCGGUAACGAAGGCUCUUCGACAGAGAAAGAGCAGAUUCAACAGAAACAGAGCCGAACCGCAUUCACGGGACUCACGCUGCAGAAGAGAGAAAAAAAAGGGCCAAAAUCAAUCUCCUUCAUGGCGGCCUCUGCAACCUUCACCACAUACACUCUUCGUCUCUUCGCUCUCCUUCAUGUCUUCCUCUUCUUUACCCCCUCAUUUUCGGCUGCCGCAGGAAAUGCCACCCCGAAGACACCCGCCUGCCACAACAAAACCAAGGGGGUUUUGGUGAAGAGCUGGAUUGAUGGUUCUAAAGGUGAAAUAUUAGAAGGAUUAAGUGCUAAAUUUGGUGCUUUUGUGCCAACUCAGGAAGACAAAGCUCUAAAGUUGCCUGCUGUUUCUGCAAAUCCCUUAAAUUGCUGCUCUAGUUCCUCUUCUAAGUUAUCCAAUUCUAUUGCCUUAUCUAUGCGUGGUGAGUGUGUAUUCACAAUUAAGGCAGAAGUUGCACAAUCUGGAGGUGCAUCUGGUUUACUGGUGAUAAAUGAUUCAGAAGAUAUAAGUGCUGGAAUGCCAUGCUAUGGAAAUGAUACUUCUCUUAAUGUCACCAUUCCUGUUGUGUUGAUCCCAAAGUCAAGUGGUGAGGCUGUCAAGAAAUUAUUUGAAGCUGGACGGAAGGUGGAGCUUCUAUUGUAUUCUCCCGACAGUCCAAAUGUGAACUUGUCACAGUUUUUUUUGUGGAUGAUGGCUGUUGGGACCGUUAUCUUGGCGUCUGUUUGGCCUGUGUUCGUCGCAUAUGAACAAAAUGAUGAUCCCUAUAAUCAGUUGACACCGAAGGAAUCUGCCGGAGCAUCUGAUUCUGAGAGUGAAAUCCUUGAUAUUAAUGUAAUGGGUGCUGUAAUAUUUGUCAUCAUAGCAUCCACCUUACUAGUGCUACUCUUCUACUUUGUCUCAUCUUGGUUCGUCUGGGUGCUGAUCGUACUUUUCUGCAUCGGUGGUACUCAGGGGAUGCAUACAUGCAUAAUAACUCUGAUAGUGAGAAGAUGUAGAAGCUGUGGGCGGACGACUGUAAAUGUUCCCAUGAUUGGGGAAACAUCCAUUCUCUCUAUCGCAUUAUUACCCCUCUGUGCGGCACUUGCAAUUUUCUGGGCCGUAAAACGUCAGGCAUCAUAUGCCUGGAUCUUUCAAGAUUUGCUUGGUAUCUGCUUGAUGAUUAAUGUCCUGCAAGUUGCUAGGUUACCAAAUUUAAUGGUUGCUUCAGUACUUCUUUGUUGUGGAUUUUUUUAUGACAUAUUUUGGGUCUUUGUCUCACCGUACAUCUUUGGCAAAAGUGUUAUGAUUGCAGUUGCUCGUGGUGGCUCUAAGAAUAAUGCCAUUCCUAUGGUUUUAAAAUUCCCUAAAAUUUUUGAUCCAUGGGGUGGCUAUAGCUUGAUUGGCUUUGGCGAUAUUCUCUUCCCUGGUUUACUUGUUUCCUUUACUGUCAGAUAUGACAAAUCAAAUAAGAAGGAUAUUUUAAAUGGAUAUUUCCUUUGGGCAACAAUUGGCUAUGGGUUUGGUCUUUUUCUUACUUACCUUGGCUUCUAUCUAAUGGAUGGGCAUGGUCAACCUGCACUUCUCUACCUUGUCCCAUGUACACUAGGGACUGUUGUGGGACUGAGCUUGUGGAGGGGUGAUCUGAAGGACCUGUGGAGCUUUAAGAGCUCACCACCUUCAAGUAAAACUUCUGCAGAAAUUUGAAGCAUAAUGUCUUGUUCUAUUCAAAUCAAGACAAGAAACGGCCCCUUUGGAUCUGAUGAAGCUUCUGAUGUACUAGAGAUUGCAGUAGCAAAUGCUAAUUCCUUCAUAACAAGGUCAACUCUUUGAGAGAUGGAAUGCACAUUGAUAAAAUGAAAGAGGAAUUUUGAUUAUCAGGUGAGCAAUUAGUUGUCGUGUGUCAUGGUUUCAUUGUUUCUGUAAGCAAAGGCGUCAGUUUUUUCCAUUCUCUUGUAAUUGUAAUAUAUAGUGAUUAUUUCUGCUAAUAUUCAUUUUAAGAAACUCUAUCAAUAUUUAUUGGAAUUCUGUGAUAGAACAAAUUGCACUAAAACCUCCUUUGUCUUGAGGUAGAACUUGUCUUCUCUCUUGUAAUUGUAAUAUAUAGUGAUUAUGUCUGCUA
Molecule: messenger RNA, 2236 nt
Organism: Macadamia integrifolia
Lineage: Eukaryota; Viridiplantae; Streptophyta; Magnoliopsida; Proteales; Proteaceae
Product: signal peptide peptidase-like 2
Exons: 14
Coding region: 226-1821 (531 amino acids)
Biological process (GO): membrane protein proteolysis
Cellular component (GO): lysosomal membrane; Golgi-associated vesicle membrane; cytoplasmic side of endoplasmic reticulum membrane
Molecular function (GO): aspartic endopeptidase activity, intramembrane cleaving
Source: RefSeq, a predicted model, not a curated record